Messenger RNA from Phyllostomus discolor (pale spear-nosed bat), 3969 nucleotides. It is a transcript of the gene RECQL4, whose product is annotated as RecQ like helicase 4. NCBI's taxonomy places the organism in Eukaryota, Metazoa, Chordata, Mammalia, Chiroptera, Phyllostomidae. Gene Ontology annotation, biological process: telomere maintenance; DNA replication; double-strand break repair via homologous recombination. Gene Ontology annotation, molecular function: 3'-5' DNA helicase activity; nucleic acid binding; ATP binding. Gene Ontology annotation, cellular component: chromosome; cytoplasm; nucleus. The record is from RefSeq and is a predicted model, not a curated record.
CCGCGAGGAUUGGCCGCCCUGGCCGAGGGGCCGCCCUCGCCGCGGGAAAUUCGCGGGGCGCGGAGCCCGUGGGACUCGCGCGCCAUGGAGCGGCUGCGGGACGUGCGGGCGCAGCUGCAGGCGUGGGAGCGCGCGUUCUGGCAGCAGCGCGGGCGGCGGCCGGGCCAGGAGGACGUGAAAGCGGCGCCCAAGGAGACCCGCGCGCUCUACCGGGAGUAUCGCGCUCUGAAGGAGGCCCUGGAACAGGCCGGCGGCGUCGGUUCCCGUGGCCCCGAGCAUUCGGUUCCAGCGGCAGCGGAGGAGACGCCAGAGCCUAGCUGCUGGGGCUCCCACCUGAAUCGGGCUGUAACCCGCUGUCCCCAUCCUACUCCAAGGCCAAGCCCCCGGGGGUCUGUGCAGGACUACGGGGAGAGGCUUAAGGCAAACUUAAAGGGUACUCUGCAGGCUGGGCCGGCCCUGAGCCGCACACCCCGGACUCCACGAAGACCCUCACCCAAGGUGCCUUCCUUGGGGCCACCAGCUGCAGGGGCUGCCCCCGUGUCUCCUGAAGAGGUCAGUGAGGUGCCUCUGCAGCUUCCCAGGCCCCUGCCGAGGCCAGGCCGGCUCCAGCAGCUGCAGGAGUCCCUGAGCCUGCGGCUAGGCUCCCUGGACCCCGACUGGCUGCAGCGGUGUCACCAAGUGGCCCUAGGUUUUCCGGGGGCAUCUGAGGCCUGCCCACCUGCCCUGGGUGCAGAAGAGCCACAGCCCCCGACCUCAGGUGUCCCGUCUGUCCUCGGCCCCGGCACGGGCCUGGAGGCACCUUCACAGAGCCCGGAGGCUCCAGGUCUUCAGGCAGCUGGAGUCGGUGCAGGGAGCCCCUCACUGGGCAGCAGUCAAGGCAAGAAGCGGAGACAGAGCGGGCAGCCAGAGACGCCCCCUGCACAGGAGAAGCAGCACAGCAGCCAGGCGGGCCCCCCUUCCGAGGGAGCUGGGGCUGCAGUGCGGGUGAAAGACGGUCCAGGGGAGCCCGCGCGGGCACAGCCCCUCAGCAGCCCGUCGGCCCCCAGGUACUACAGCCUCCCCGCAGGGUCGCUGAGUUGGGCCAGGGUGGGGAGGGCCAUGGGCAGAGCGCACCUGCGUGUCGCUUCUAGGCCAGCGGUGCGGAACAGGGGCAACUACGUCCGGCUCAACAUGAAGCAGAAGCGCUACGUGCGGGGCCCGGCCCUGCGUGGCAGGCUGCUCCACAAGCAGGCGUGGAAGCAGAAGUGGAAGAAGAAAAGGGAAUGUUUUGGGGGUGGCCAGCCCAGAACCACAGACAAGGAUUCUUGCUUUCGAUGUGGGCAGCUCGGCCACUGGGCAUCCCAGUGCCUACAACAAGGCCCAAAACCUGCCCUGGCCCCCCAGGAGGAGGAGGGUGGCAAAGACAAAGAUGACGUACAAGCACUGUCCGUGUUGGAAGCAGUAGCUCAGAGGACAGGCCCUGCCUGCCGCCAGCACCCUGGUGAGGGCGAUGAAGAGCCUGCUGGGCCUCAGUUGCUGGUGCCCACGGAGGGGCCUGUGCCCAGGCCACCCUGUCCACCCCAGACUGUGCCACCACUCUACCUGCCGGGGCCCUUGGGGCAGGUGGCAGAGACGCCAGCUGAGGUGUUUCAGACCCUGGAGCAGCUGGGGCACCAAGCUUUCCGCCCCGGGCAGGAGCACGCCAUCAUGCGAAUCUUGUCUGGCCUGUCCACGCUGCUGGUGCUGCCCACGGGCACUGGCAAGUCCCUGUGUUACCAGCUCCCUGCCCUGCUCUACGCCCGGCGGAGCCCCUGCCUCACGCUGGUCAUCUCUCCUCUCCUGUCCCUCAUGGAUGACCAGGUGUCUGGCCUGCCCCCAGGCCUGAAGGCGGCCUGCGUGCACUCAGGCAUGACCAGGAAACAGCAGGACUCGGCCCUGCAGAGGGCGCGGGCAGCCCAGGUGCAAGUGCUGAUGCUGUCGCCCGAGGCCGUGGCCGGGGCUGGGGCUCGGGGCCUCGGCUGCCUCUCUCGGCUGCCGCCCGUGGCCUUUGUCUGCGUCGACGAAGCCCACUGCCUGUCCCAGUGGGCUCACAACUUCCGGCCUUGCUACCUGCGCGUAUGCAAGGUGCUUCGGGAGCACCUGGGGGUGCGCUGCUUCCUGGGCCUCACGGCCACGGCCACGCGCAGCACCGCCCUCGACGUGGCCAAGCACCUGGGCGUGCCCGAGGAGGCUGUCCUCAGGGGACCCGCCACCAUCCCCGCCAACCUGCACCUCUCCGUGUCCGUGGACAGGGACCCCGAGCAGGCCCUGGUGACGCUGCUGCAGGGCGGCCGUUUCCGCGCCCUGGACUCGGUCAUCGUCUACUGCCCCCGGCGGGAGGACACCGAGCGCGUCUCCGCUCUGCUCCGCACCCGCCUCCCGGAGGCCCGGGCCCCGGGGCGUGCAGGCCAGGCCCGGGGGGCCGUGGCCGAAGCCUACCACGCCGGCCUGUGCGGCCGGGAGCGGCGGCGGGUGCAGCAGGCCUUCAUGGCAGGCCGGCUGUGGGCGGUGGUGGCCACGGUGGCCUUCGGGAUGGGGCUGGACCGGCCGGAUGUCCGGGCUGUGCUGCACCUGGGGCUGCCCCCGAGCUUCGAGAGCUACGUGCAGGCCAUAGGCCGGGCCGGGCGUGACGGGCAGCCCGCGCAGUGCCACCUCUUCCUCCAGCCCCAGGGCGAGGACCUCCGGGAGCUGCGCAGACACGUGCACGCCAGCGCCACCGACUUCCUGGCCGUCAAGAAGCUGGUGCAGCGUGUGUUCCCGCCCUGCUCCUGCGCCCAGCGGCCGCCAGAGCAGCAGGGAGGCAGCAGGGAGGAGGGCCCAUUGCGUGAGCAGGCGGUGCGGUGCCCGGGCCAUGUGCGGGCACUCCCGGUGCAGCCGACAGUGCAGGCUCUGGACAUGCCUGAAGAGGUCAUUGAGACCCUGCUGUGCUACCUGGAGCUGCACCCACAGCACUGGCUGGAGCUGCUGACACCCACCUACGCCUGCUGCCGCCUGCGCUUCCCCGGGGGCCCCACCCAGCUGCAGGCCCUGGCCGGCAGGUGUCCCCCGCUAGCUGCAUACCUGGCUCAGCAGCCCCCCGAGGACACGGAUGGGGGAGGCAGCUCUGUGGAGCUGAACGUGGUCGAGCUGGUGGACUCCAUGGGCUGGGAGCUGGCCCCGGUGCGGAAGGCGCUCCGCCAACUGCAGUGGGACCCAGAGCCCAGGACAGGUGUGCCUCGGGACACGGGAGUGCUGGUGGAGUUCAGCGAGCUGGCUUUCCACCUGCGCAGCCCCGGGGACCUGACGGCCCAGGAGAAGGACCAGAUCUGUGACUUCCUGUACGACCGAGUGCGGGCCAGAGAGCAGGAGGCCCUGGCCUGCCUGCGCCUUGUGUUCCAGGCCUUUCACAGUGUAGCCUUCCCCAGCUGCGGGCCGUGCCUGGACCAGCCAGACGAGGACCGCAGCGCCAGGCUCAAGGCCCUGCUCAGCCACUACUUUGAGGAAGAGAGUCCAGAGGUCUCGGAGGAAGCCCAGGGCCCAGAGCCUGGGCAGGUCGAGCUCCAGGACUGGGAGGACCAGGUCCGCAGGGAGGUCCGUCACUUCCUGUCCUUGUGGCCGGAGCAGCAGUUCUCAGGCAGGGCUGUGGCCCGCAUCUUCCACGGCAUCGGAAGCCCCUGCUUUCCAGCCCAGGUGUAUGGGCGAGACCGGCGCUUUUGGAGGAAGUACCUGCACCUGAGCUUCCACGCCCUGAUGCACCUGGCCACAGAGGAGAUCCUGCUGUGGGGCCGCUGACCACCUUGCCCCAGGCAGGCCCUGUUCCCCACGUCCGACGGGGGUGUGGACAGGGAUGUCCCACCGCUCAGAGAGUGGCAGGUGUCAGACAAAGACAAGGGAACAUCAGCGGCCAGGACAGUGACUGAGCACCUUGGGCAAAGCAUACCACCAGGACUGUGGGCACAAGCAGUCCCGCCC